GCCACGGCCGUCUGCCGACAGUGAUGUCUACUUCUCUCCUUCGUCUCAGGGUGCAGCCUGCUGAGUGGCCUGUGGCCAACCCGGGGGCCAGGCGGACCCCUCCCCACAGGCUGCGGGGGAGAUGCCCAUGUGAGCUGGUCUGGCUCCGUGCCCGCAAGCGCCCCAUCCCCUACUACCGGCCCAGCCCCUCCUCCUCCUCCAGCUGCCUGAGCAGCGACUACUCCAGCCGGAGCCACAGCCGCAGCCACAGCCCGGGCCACAGCCACGGAAGCUACAGCAGCCGCAGCCGGACCCGCAGCCGCACGCGCAGCCCCUCCCGGACCCCCAGCCCCAGCUACCACAGCCGGAGCAGCUCUGAGAGUGGGGGCCUCUGAGCCUAGAGGGACCCAGCCUGAUCCCCCGCCCCCGCCGGGGUGGGGAGGUGAUGUCCCAGGACUCGAAGGGCGAGGGGGCUGUGUCCUCCCACCCCUACUGCUACAGAGAUCCUGGGGCCAGCGCGGGCAGGGGGCACCCAGGAAGACCCUGAGGGUGGGUGCCCGCCCAGCGGACAAAAGGAGGAGGAGCCAGCCUGAGCUGCCCACCCCACCUCCCGGCCCACACACCGCAUCCAGGGAACAAAGAGCCGUGUGAACACAGGCCUCGCCUGCCCCUUACCGCUUGACGCCAGCUUCCCAGGCUGCGGCCUGCCGUGUCACUCACAGCUCAGCAUCCCCAGGCACACCUCGGAAGGUGCCAGACCUGGGGGCCCCUCCCACUCCACUGGCCCCUCCCCUCCUCUCUGCCACCGGGCCAUGAGGAGCUGGACACCAAGCAGGAGCUAUGCUAGACACAGGCAGAGCUGCCUGGCUUUGGCGCCCCUCCUCCAGGCCGGCUAAAGGAGGACCCCGGCUCAGGGCCGGCGGCUGGGCCUACAGCUUCCCCGAGCCCUGGUCCUGGCCUGGGCCCAGAAGUACCUGGACUGGGUAGCCCCAAAGUCCCAGCCUGAAGGUCAGCCUCACCCCUUGGCCUGGGCCAAGGCCACACCAGCCAGGCUUUCUGCAUGACAAAAGGCCCGGGGAGGGGGGUACAGGCCACAGCUGCACCUGACCCUGAGGUCAAAAGGGGUCAGGAGGUGGAAGAGGAAGGGGUGGAAAUGCAACGCAGGUGCCCAAAGGGAUGAGCGAACAGGCCAUGGGAGCUGAUGGGGCGGGAACCAGGUCAGCGCGUCCCGGCCCCAGGACAGCUCAGGGCCACAGGCACAGGAGAACGUGCGCUUUGGGGCCUGGUCAGCCAGGGAGCCCCAGAUCAGAGGAGGGAGGGCAGGAUCUGGGCCCUGGCCCUGGCCCUGGCCCUGGCCUUGGCCUGGGGCUCUGGGGGGAAGUAGCAGCUCCGGUCCUCCUCUGUGGCUCCCAGCCCCCUCCUCCUGGGGCCCUCAGGGAUCUCACAAAGUCUUCCUUGGCCCAACAGGGCAGAUGCCCUGGGCUCAGUGGGGGGAGGGGUCUGGGGUCUGGCCGGGUUUCCCCUCUCUCCAUUUCCCCUCCCUCUUUCUCCGCGGUGCGGAUAAAAAUUGGACUCCAAUAAAACACUUGGUGCCCGGA
Messenger RNA from Oryctolagus cuniculus (rabbit), 1577 nucleotides. The record is from RefSeq and is a predicted model, not a curated record. NCBI's taxonomy places the organism in Eukaryota, Metazoa, Chordata, Mammalia, Lagomorpha, Leporidae.